UCCAAAAUAUGAAUUUUUGAAAUUUUAAAUUCCAAAUUAAUCCGGAUUCUGCUCAAAAAUCCCAAAUUAAUUGAAAUUUUUUGUUUCACGGAAGAAAAAGCAAUUAAAUAACAAGAAAUCAUCGCUAUCCGUAAAAUCUCAAGUCAAAUUCAAGCAGAUUAAAAUUUCACGAUUACGUGGUAGAUUUUUUUUCGUUUGAUUUAAUCAAAUAAAGGAAAGUCUUUCGGAAGUGCAGCAACAAAUGCUCAAUUUUUCCUGUUUGCUGGUAAUGCGAUGCCAGCAAGACGUCGAGUAGCCGGCUUAGAGUCGGACGACACCUUUACCAUUGUUGUAGACGAUUCGUCGGCGCCAGUUUACGGUCCCGAAGUCAAAAAUCACACAACUCCUCCCGCAAAUUCGUGGACAGGUCACUUUCAGCAAACGGGUCAGCAAUUAUUUCAAACGUUCACGAGUAAAGUUGCCCAAGUUUCAUCGAGUACGACAGCAUUUAUCAAUCCGACAGCGAAAAAUUCCUUCAUUGCGCCGCCAACGGGAGCAUAUCAACCGCCUUUGCCGCCUCAAUCCUCCGUGCCAAUCAAUCAGCCGACAGAAUAUCAACAAAAACCGCGAUUUGAAGAGCCUGACAGCGAUCCCGAGCCAGAAAUUGAAUUCAUCAUGACUGCCAGAGACAGAAGUGGGGAGUUUGGGAAUGCAAUUAGAUCGUUGCAAAGUCGCAAUAUUCAGCGAGCAGUCAAUAUACGGGAUCCAAAAAGGGUCAAACAGAUGCAAAGUUAUGCGGAAUUCAUGAUGAUUGCGAAAACGGUGGGCAAAAAUAUUGCAAGCACGUAUGCCAAGUUGGAAAAAUUAACUUUACUGGCAAAGAAGAAAUCUCUUUUCGAUGACAGACCAACGGAAAUCCAAGAGUUGACGUACAUCAUCAAAGGUGACCUCAACUCGUUAAAUCAGCAAAUUGCUCGUCUGCAAGAAGUUUCCAAGUCGCAACGCAAGCAAACCAGCGGCAAACACUUGCUCUCACACUCUUCCAACAUGGUAGUGGCCUUACAAGCGAAGCUUGCCAACAUGAGUACGGACUUCAAGCAGAUUCUCGAGGUGCGCACGGAAAACUUGAAGCAACAAAAAACGCGACGCGAUCAAUUCAGCCAAGGAGGCAUUGCGAGUGCGCCGCCAACGCGUGCCGGAAACUCACAUCAACCGUCGUUGCUCAUGGAAUCCGAAUACGACGAAGGACAAACGGCGGAAAAUGCACCUCUCAUUCCACGCAGUCAGCAGAUGAUGAUGUACGACGAGAACGACAGUUAUUUGCAGCAACGUGCCGAAACGAUGCAAAACAUCGAGAGCACAAUUGUCGAGCUGGGCGGGAUUUUUCAACAAUUGGCGCAUAUGGUGAAGGAGCAGGAAGAGAUGGUUGAGAGAAUUGACACGAAUAUUCUGGAUGUUGGACUGAAUGUCGAUAUGGCUCACAAUGAAAUCCUCAAAUAUUUCAGGACGGUAUCGAGAAAUCGCUCGUUGAUGAUUAAGAUUUUCGGCGUCCUGAUUUUCUUCUUUAUCUUUUUCAUUAUUUUUAUGCGGUAAUAAAAAUGUAUAUUUAUAGCUGUUGGAUAAAAAUUUAAUAAAAUAUUUACUAUUGGAA
Molecule: messenger RNA, 1630 nt
Organism: Culicoides brevitarsis
Lineage: Eukaryota; Metazoa; Arthropoda; Insecta; Diptera; Ceratopogonidae
Gene: Syx5
Product: syntaxin-5
Exons: 2
Coding region: 274-1572 (432 amino acids)
Biological process (GO): vesicle fusion; intracellular protein transport; endoplasmic reticulum to Golgi vesicle-mediated transport
Cellular component (GO): SNARE complex; Golgi membrane; endomembrane system
Molecular function (GO): SNAP receptor activity; SNARE binding
Source: RefSeq, a predicted model, not a curated record